AUGGUCAUUUUGUGCAGACUGGGUUUCUGUGGGUGGGGGGAAGGAGCAAGGAUCUGUUGCCACCGUCGAGGAGGAGGGGAGGUAUGGGUAUGGGUCUGGAGGCAAGGGCUGGGGGAUGGAAUAGGUCUGGGUCUUGGGGGCAAGGGCUGGGGGUGGAUCUCGCGUUGGGAUGGUUCUCGACUGGGGAGAGAGAACAAAAAUAAUGGGGGGUACGGGGGUGUGGGGGUAGGGGAGAGGGAUCUGUGGGGUAGGGGAUUGAUUUGGAGAUGGAUGAUUGGUUUGAGGGUGGAGGGUGAUGGUCAAAUAGGGAAUGGGAGGAGAAGAAAACCCAAGAAGGGUAGGGGCGGGCUGGGCUUAGGGGUAAAAGAACAUAAUGGGGAGGUGAGGGGAGGAGUCUAUGGGGUAGGGGAUUGA
This is a messenger RNA of Prunus armeniaca (apricot), 414 nucleotides long. Lineage: Eukaryota; Viridiplantae; Streptophyta; Magnoliopsida; Rosales; Rosaceae. The record is from the annotation of a GenBank genome assembly.